Penicillium angulare is the source of this 225-nucleotide messenger RNA. RefSeq lists its product as uncharacterized. The coding region runs from base 1 to 225 and encodes 74 amino acids. Lineage: Eukaryota; Fungi; Ascomycota; Eurotiomycetes; Eurotiales; Aspergillaceae. The record is from RefSeq and is a predicted model, not a curated record. The transcript has 4 exons.
AUGGGUAACGGUGCCAAGGCCAACAUGAAGCGUGAGCGCAACGCAAAGGACGCUAAGGCUGGUCCUAAGUCGCAAAAAAAGACUAACGAGCAAGCCAUGAGUAUUCAAUGUCAAACUUGCAAACAAACCUUCCUCCAGACCACUAAGGGUCCUGCUCUCCUUGAGCACGCCACCAACAAGCAUUCCAAGGGCAUGGCCGACUGUUUCCCUGGUGUCAGUGUCUAA